Molecule: messenger RNA, 3264 nt
Organism: Oncorhynchus tshawytscha (Chinook salmon)
Lineage: Eukaryota; Metazoa; Chordata; Actinopteri; Salmoniformes; Salmonidae
Gene: guk1a
Product: guanylate kinase 1a
Exons: 7
Coding region: 1-795 (264 amino acids)
Biological process (GO): purine nucleotide metabolic process
Cellular component (GO): cytosol
Molecular function (GO): GMP kinase activity
Source: RefSeq, a predicted model, not a curated record
AUGUACUCUGUUGAGGACGUGUAUACACACUGGUAUUUGAACGAUGUACUCUCGUUUAUUUGGCUCGUGAAGAUGACGUCGAAACACCAUCUAUAUAAUGGCCUUCACGCGGAAUGUAGACAGAAAAGGGAGAAAGACCACACAAUAACUAUGGCAGGACCCAGGCCAGUGGUGCUGAGUGGCCCGUCGGGGGCUGGGAAGAGCACGCUGCUCAAGAAGCUGCUCAAGGAGUACGAGGGCAUCUUUGGCUUCAGCGUCUCACACACAACAAGGAGCCCUCGUCCUGGUGAAGAGAAUGGUAAAGAUUACCAUUAUGUUACAAGGGAGUAUAUGCAGGCCAGCAUCGACAAAGGGGAGUUCAUUGAGAGCGCAGUGUUUUCUGGGAACAUGUACGGGACAAGCAGGGCCUCCGUGCAGGACGUCAAGGACAAGAACCUGAUCUGCGUCCUGGACAUCGACAUGCAGGGCGUUAGGGCGGUCAAGACGACAGACCUCAACCCCAUCUACAUCUUCAUCCAACCCCCGUCCAUGAGCAUCCUGGAGAAACGUUUAAGAGACCGAGAGACAGAGUCAGAGGACAGCCUCCAGAAACGAUUGCAUGCUGCCCAGGUGGACAUGGUGAUAAGCAAAGAUCCUGGCAUAUUUGACGUUGUCAUUGUCAAUGACAGUCUUGACGAUGCCUAUGGGAAGUUGAAAGACACUCUUAUUGAGGUCAGUUGGUAUCGACAUGACAUAGCUAGGAAAUCAAAAAAGUCCAGAAAACCAACUUGUCCUCUUAAGCGACGAGAAGCAUGACAUCCAUCCCAGCCAUCCUGGCCACUCCUUACAAAAUGUCAGCCCCUCUAUUCCAAUCCUGAACUUUUUGUCAGAUACUGGUGUGGGAAGGAACUCCAGACAACAUCCCUUGCACCUAGACUUUUGAGUGUGCACUAAGAUCUAGCCUAUGUUUUUACAUAUUGGGAGGAUAUAGGUAGGUAUUAAGAUGAUAAAAACUGUAAGUAGAAGUGGACUAUUUAGCUUUAUUUACUCAUUUGGCACAGUUUUAUUUAUUUUUGUCCACAAAGAAAAACACUCCAUUAAUGGUUAACCUGUGACUGAGAUGGUCCCUAAUAUGUUUUUCUUCUAUGUUUACUGCAUACAGGAGUUUCUGCCAUUUUUUUCUUCUCUUCUGCCCAUUUAGUAGUAUUAUACCCCCAAAGCAUUAACUAUGUUCUCUCUGCUCUUCAACAACAAAGGCCAUAAUAACAAGACUCAUUCCCACUAAUGGCAGUGUUGUAGUACUUCGAGACCACAUUGAGUGUCUCGGUCUUGUCUCAGUCUGGGACCAGCCGAGAUCAGCAGAGUAAAAAAACUCCUAAUUACCAGCUUCCAUUCAGUCAGAGCAUACAACUGCUUCUCCAGGCCAAAUAUAUACACUCCUUUCUUGAAACAUAAAUACCUUAACAGCUUUUAUAUCUAGUAAACAUGUUUUCUCAGUGGUGAACCUAUAGACCUUCAGUGUGUUGCAGGUUAGUACAGUGGUGAACCUAUAGGUCUUCAGUGUGUGACAGGUUAGUACAGUGGUGAACCUAUAGGCUUUCGGUGUGUCACAUGUUUGUGAUUCUGAAAGGACAGCAACCAUAAUACCAGCACACUCAUUAAUGAGAGUGCACUUUUUGUAAAACACAAUAUGUAGCAAGCUAAAAAACCUGAGCCUAACGUUAGCUAGAUAGCUACACUAACUAGCUGUUGACUGACUGACUUUUCCCCCUCAUCGUUUUUUGGUGGCUAUACACAGCUAGAGAUGCAGGUAUCAUUUGGUUAGCUAGCAAGAACUUGAACAACCGUGUUCAAAAAUUCAUUCUGGCAAAUGGCUCAUUUGUUUAAAGGCCUACUGUGGCUCUGAUUGGCUAUAGCGCACCGGUCUGUGUAGACUCCGAUCCUGGACAAGACAGAUGUUUUUAUUCUGUUUAAUUUAUGGUUUUAUUUACUGCAGUGUCUUAAUUGUCUAAACACACGGCUGCUUUCCCACUCUAUAUUGCUAUGGAAUUUUCACAAAUGCCUUAGUAUACGUAAUUCCCCAAAAAACGUGAAAAUGACCAUAGUGGUUGCUUGUCAGAUUUUUUGGGGGGUGUGUAUAUGAACACAUUUUUAAUAAGAUUUCAUGUUCCUAAAAUGCUAUCAGUUCCACACUCGCAUUUUUCUGGUCUUGACUUGUCCCCCUCCCGGUCUUGACUCAGUCCUCAACAUAGGGCAGCUAACAAACAAUCACAAGGCCAGGUGCUUGGGCACUAGCUAAGCACAGGCUAACUCUGGCUCUAAGAUAGUCACACGGAAGCACCAUACGUAUUACAGCUGAUCUCAGGAACUUACUGUAGCCUCGCUGCUGUUUGCUAAUGAUCCUAGUCAUCUUGUGUGUGAAAAGAUAUGUUUGAAGUUUCCCUGUUUUACCAUACUGAUACAAUUAUGAUAAAGUACAAUAUUCAUUCACUCAUAAAACAAAGGAUUGCCAUUUAGGAUUUACAAUCAUGAUGUUAACCUCUGUAUAACAAAGUUACACUUCUGGAGCCCACAACUCACGGUGAUGUAGUCUAACCCCUAAUACAUGUUGUUGUUUUGACAGUUGUAUUGUAAUGGUGUAAAACAUUUGUAUUGUAUGUUUAUUAUUUUACAAUCUCACCUAUAUUAUAAUGAUAUUCAGUUGGCCUUUUUUUGGAAAGGAAAUGUUUGUGAGAAUUAAAGAGAUUGAAUAUGAAAUAAAUGGAGCAACUAUUGGCUCUGUCCUCAGGAGAAUAUAGAAAAGCUUAGAACCAAGCACACAGAGCAUUUGCUUUACUUGAAACUGGUUACAUUGAAUUCCACAAAACCUCUUUGUUCAAGGCAGCCUUCUAAAAAGGCUGCACUUAUUUAGUUUAAGUUUGUCGUUUAACAUGUUUUCCAUUCAGAACCCAAAUUCAGUUCAUUGGUAACUAAUAUGACAUACUCUGGCCCAUGACUCUUAAACUCCAUAGCUUCUUGUCCUCUGUAUUUGAUCUCCCUUUGAACAAAACAUUCCUUCCUUUGCACAAAUUACUUAUUGAAAUAUAUUUAUUUAACUUUUUCACUCUGAACAGCUUUUUAAUGGUGCAAAUGUUAUACCACUGCUUUGAAUGUGUCAUCUUUGGCCAAAUAUUGACAAUUUACCCAGCCUUCAUCGAGUCCUUGUUUAAUAAUAUGUAUUUCUAGUAACAUUUGAUGUAUUUUACAAGUGUAGUCAAGUAAAUUAAUAAAAAUGUUUUGCCUGGA